Molecule: messenger RNA, 3534 nt
Organism: Tetrahymena thermophila SB210
Lineage: Eukaryota; Ciliophora; Oligohymenophorea; Hymenostomatida; Tetrahymenidae
Exons: 7
Source: RefSeq, a predicted model, not a curated record
AUGGAUGACAUUGAUGAUUUAUUAGCUACAUUGACAAAUACAAAUAAUACUAAAGCAUAACCAAACAAGAGUCCUUUCGAAUAUGGAAAUAAAAAUAAUAAAAAUUCCUCAGCUGAUUUGGAUGAAGAUGAUGAUAUUUUGGGUGGAUAUAAUCCUUCUGGUAUUUCAAAUAAUAAAGCAAAUGAUAAAAAAGCAAAUUCUUCAUCAGGAUUCGGUAUGAGUAGUAAACCAAGCACUGCAGGAGGCAAGCAAGGUUAGUAUGAUUUUGACGAUGUUUUGAAAUUGAUAGAAGAUGAUAAAAAUGAUAAGGGAUUUGGAAAAUCUAAUGCCAAUUCAUCAUUUGGUAUAAAGAUGUAAAAUAAUUAAAGCAGCAAGUAAUAAAGUACAUUCUUCGAUGACUUUGAUAUUGACCUUGAUGAUAACAAGAAUACAGGAUAUGCAAAAUCAGGAUACAUUCCAUCAUCAAAUCUUGAUCUUAAGAAAACUCAAACAGCUGUUAAGAAAGAUGACGAUGAUUACUUGGAAAAAAGAGCAUCUUUGUUUGGAGUGCCUUUAAACUCAAAAAUAAAUAGCAAUACAGCACCUGCAGGUAAUAAGCAAAAUAUGGGAGGAGAUAACUUUUCUGUUGGCUCAAGCAGAGAUUUAUUUAAAGAAAAAGACUAUUCACCCUUUGAAAAAGACAACUUUGAUGAUUUUAAAAAGAAGGACUAUUCUAAAUAAUAGUAAGGAAAUUAGCCUACUUUUCCAUCAGCUAAUAAGCUUGGGAAUGAUCGCUCAAAAAGUAUGUUAGAUGAAGAUGAUGAUUUUUUAAAUAUAGAUAAUUUUCAUAGCAGAAGAGGAAGAAGUUCCACAAGAAAAAUUAGUUAAAAUAUACAGCAAAAAGAUGAUAAAAGCAAUUCACCUUUGGCAGCUCCUUCUUCAGCAAAAAGAUCUGUCUUUGAUGAAAACCCUUCUAAAACUGCAAAUUAAUUAGAUGAUGACAACGAUCUUGGAGGAUAUAAUCCAACAUUAUCUAGACUACCUUCUAGAAAUAGAGGUUUGAAUAGAGAAAAAUCAGCAGAUAACAAUAAUUAAAAACCUCCUCGACUAUUAAAAACUCAUGAUGAAUUUGAAAAUCCAUAAAAGCCAUCAUAAACUCAAAAUAAUUUAUUUAGUGAUAAAAAUCUUUUUGAAGAUAACAAUAACAAAAGUACAAACAAUAUUUUUGCUGAUAAAAAUGAUAUGUUUGGGGAUACUACGACAGGAGGAGGAAGAAACGCAAAUAGAUUUGGGAAUACAAAUAAUUUAUAUCGAGAUAGAAAUGAUUUUGGAGAUUAUACAAAUUAAAAUAAUUUAAAUAACAAGUAAGACGAACCAAUUAUCAGCAACAAUAGAAUGGCUUCUGCUUAGAUACAACUUAAAACAGAUAAAAGUUCUAUUUUAGAUUCAUUAGAAAAACCAGGAGAUUCUCAUUUUAUGUUGCAAAAACCAAACACUCAAUAGUAGGUGUUUAGAAAUCAAUCAGAACUAAGUAACACUUAGCCUAAAUUAUUCAGCGAGGCGACUACUAAAUAAAUUACGUAUAAUACCACUCAAAGACAACCAGCUCAACCAUAAAUAGUUAGAGUAUAGGAGUCAUUCAAUUAAGAAGAGUCUUUUAGGCAUACUGAAGUUUUUAAUAAAGAAACAAACAGCCAAGAUUUUUUUAAGAAUACAAAAGUGUUUGAAGAUACAAAGAAAUAGAUUUAGGAAGAAACUAUGUAUUAAAUAACUAUGAUAAGAAAUAAUUAUGAAGGAUAGAUUCAGCUAAUGAGAUAAAAUCAUGAAGAGCAACUUCAGCAUGAAAAGAAAAUGAGAGAAAACAUAGUCGAGGAAAUGUAGAACCUAUUGAAAUCAGAAAAGGAGAGAUUGAAAAUGCUUCACGAGUCUGAAUUAAAAUCUAAAGAAGCAACUUGGGAUUAUGAAAAGCAACAAAUGCAAAGAACAUUUUAACAGGAAUCUGAAAUGCUGAAGAAGCAAAUCGAACAGCAAUAAAAAAUGAUAUCACUUGCAGAAGAAAUAAGACUAAAUGCAGACAAACUCAAUAAUUUAACAAACAAAUAUGAUAAUCAAAACGAAGUAAAAAGGAGCUAAGACGACGAUUUAAGAGAAAGAGAAGAAAAACUCCUUUUAUAAGAAAAGAAAAUAAGAGUAGAAUAGGAUUAUCUAGAGAAUGAAAGAAUACGUUUGAACAAGAUGAGAGAGGAUUUAGAUAGUAGAGAAUCUCUAUUAAGACAAGAAAUAGAUGCAGAAAAAGUGCUUCUCAAAAGAGAAUAUAAUAGGCUAUAAGAGUUAUAAGAUUAAAUAUCAUCUUAAGAAUAAGAUAAAAAAAGGUAAUUAAUCAUAGAGAGAUAAGAGUUGAUUAAUGAAAAGAGUGUCACCUAAGAUGAAAGAUUAAAGAUUAAGGAAGAAUAUGAAUAAAAAUACAGAGAUUUUGAAAUGUAAAUAGUUUUGUUUGAAAAACAGAGAUAAGCUAAUGAGGCUUAGAUAACAAAAUUAGAAGCCUUGCAUAAAUCUAAAAUAAGAGAAAAUGAAGAAAUAAGACAAAAGCUGAUUGACUAGGAGGAGAAUCUCUUAAAAAGGCAAAAGGUUUUAGAGUUGAAAGAGAUUGAAUUUAGCAGAAAAGAAAUGGAUUUCAAAAAAAUUUCAAGUGUGUCUUAUAAUGAGAGAAGCGAGUUAGAGGCAGAGUAGAAAAAGCUAUUUGAGAUACAAAAAAAAAUAUAAGAAGAACAAAGCAGUAUUUUGGAAUUCAGACAAACAUUUAUGCAUGAAAAAGAGAAACUAGAUAGGUAAUAGCAUGAAUUGUUUUUGAAAGAAAAGAAAAUAUAAUAAGAUGUUCGUCAUAUUGAAACUGAGAAGAGAGAUUUGUAAAUGAUGCAGAGAACAAUUCAAUCAUUAAAGAGUGAUGCAAUAAAGGAAUUUGAUAAUAAAAAACUUUCUGUAUUAAAUGCUUCUUUGAUCUCUUAAGCUUACGAAGAUAAUUCGUUUUUGACAAGAAAAGAAAACGUUAACACAUCAAACAUUAAUUACAACAUUCCUUCUAUGUAACACGCUAGAUCAUCAAGUUUACAUAAUAAUAAGCACAGAAGAGAUAAUAGCCUUAACGAAGUUCUUACAAAUAAUUUUGUACAAACAAGACAUAAUGAAACCUAAUAAGUAUUUAAAAAGCCUCCACUAAAUUAAACUCAUAACAGAGUUUUUUCAAACAAUGAAAAUAAUCCUUAUAAAAUAACUGUAAAUAACUAAGAGCAUAAGGCUGGUGCAAGUAACUCAAUGCAACCAUUCAACUUGAAUGAAUUUAUGACUUAGUUGAAAGUAAUUGACUAAAACAGUAAUUUUAAUUAAGCAUACAUCAACAAAGAAAGAGAAAAUUUGUUCAUUAAAGAGCAGUUUGGAUCUGAAUAUUUAAAUAGUCAUCUUAAUAAAGCGUCUGGCUCAUAUACUCAAUCUAAUUUCUAAGAUUCUUCUCCAUACAUAUAUAAGCCCUCUAAUUCUUCUGUUGAGUCUCAUUAAUGA